Molecule: messenger RNA, 806 nt
Organism: Paramecium tetraurelia
Lineage: Eukaryota; Ciliophora; Oligohymenophorea; Peniculida; Parameciidae
Exons: 3
Source: RefSeq, a predicted model, not a curated record
AAAAAAAAAAUCAUAAUAUCAAUCAAAUGUCAUUCUCCACCUCAUCAAUCAGUAAUUCUACAUUAUCUUCAUAAACUUCAUUUUAAUACAUAUAAACCUUCAGCGAUGAAGAAUUAGAAUUAGAAGCAGAAAAAGAAAUAUUCGCUUAAAUGUUCGAAGCUCAUUAUAACACUACGAGCAUGAUCAUCUAGACAGUUUAAGAGUCUGUUGUAUUCAAGAAAACCAAAAAACUUAGAAUCCUAAAACGAAAACUUCGCAAGCUAAUGAGAGAGCAAUAAAGAAGAUAAAAAGGAGCGGGAAGUUAAGGUUAGGAAGGGUCCUUUAGUGGGACAACACAAUUAAACUAAUUUAAAUAUUAUCCUUAUUAUGAAGGUUAAUAUUAAGAAGAUGAGGAGAAUAAGCAUGAGGAUAUUGAAAAUUCAGUUUGGCAGCCUAUACCAGAACCUAUUAUCAAUACAGAUUUUAGUAUUAUGUCAAUGUCCUCAACAUAACAUUCAUCAUCCAUAACUAAUUUGAACAAUGUAAUCAAUGUAGAGAUUUAAAAGAAUACAAAUAUCAAUUAAAACAAUAACACAAAUUAAAUUAAUAAUGCCAGUAAUCAAAGUGAGGGAGUUGUGAAGUAAGCUAUCAAAUAAUAUGAUCCAAACGAAGAAUAUUAGAGGUUGUAGCAUUAGUAGUAGUGAAUUAGACCCUUCAAACUGGUAGCUGCAGUUAUGAGGGGUUGAAAAAGCCGUGCGUGCACUUAAAAGUAGUGACAAAGCUUUCAUCAACACCUAUAAAUUAUUAAUUUUUCAAAUUAUUUUUUU